GGAAAGUCCAAUUGUGAGGAAGCUGUGCGGUUUCUCCUGUAGUAGAGUGACGCAGAGCUCUUUGUCCACUUACGGAGAUAGACGCAAGUUUAAACGGCUGAUCAUGUUUUUGUCGUGCCUGGGAAACUUGACGCUUUUGUACAAGUUCUACUGACGGCCAACGCUACUGUUGCUGGACACAGUGGACGCACCGCAUCUUAACUGUAAAUCGUCGGGUGUGUGUUUAGUUGUGUGGAAUAACAAAGGCAACGACAAAGUUGGCGACGAGCUGGCGGCUAGUUGGGGCGCAUGCUAAAGUUAGCUCGCAAGAAAGAAGUUUGUUGGCUUCGCCGGUGUUGCUUGCUAGCGUCGAUGUUAGCAGCUAGCCUGUUCGUGUAAAUGCUGUUGCCUAGAAUGGACCUGUUGAACUCUCAGUACCUGGACAAGAUGAACAACAACAUCGGGAGACUGCACUUUGGAGAUGAGUCCAGGACACCCUCGCUGCCCUGUGCUAUAUCAAAUAUAACCGGGCCGCCCCCUCUCUGCCCCAGUAAACGCAAGUACGGCGAUGAACAAACGAAGGACCAAAUGAAUUGUGACGACGACCACAUGACUAAAAUGAGCAGAUUGUUUGCAACUCACCUGGCUCGUCCCUCUGCUGGGGACAACCGCAAUGAACACUGGAGCCUGAGCCACAGUCCCGUGGAGCACAUCAGCUCUUCCUCCAACGGUCUCCAUGGGAACCAUCUGUACGCUUCCAUUUCAGGCUACGCUGUGGACCAGCCGCUGGCUCUGACCAAAAGCAGCCUUGACAAUGCAAUUGGGGGCAGCGAGAGGUCCGCUGUCAGUGCAGCUGUCGAGCGGCAGCAGGUACGAUGGUCAGCAUGUCUUCCUUACUCACAAAAUCGCCCCUCUGUUAUUACCUGUGCUCCUACAAGCAACCGCAAUUGUAAACUCUCUCACUGCCACAUGAAUGGCUGCUCUCCGAGCUCAACCUUUGAUGAGAGAAAGACCAAUGCCAACACAGUUUGCGAUCCUGUGAUUGAGGAACAUUUCCGCCGGAGCCUCGGAAGAAACUACAAAGAAGCCGAGCCCUUGACCAACCCGGCGUCCAACUCCAUCUCCAUUACAGGCUCAGUUGAUGACCACUUUGCCAAGGCACUGGGAGAUGCCUGGAUCCAGAUUAAGGCCAAAGGUGGGGGUCGCCAGACCCCAGAAGCAGAUUCAUGAAGAGGUGAAAAAAGGUUCCAAUAGUCACUCGUGGAUGUCAUGUUCAUUCUCUUUUCGAGCCGAGUAUCAAAUCUCGACAGCCAAGAACAAUAUAAGACAUGGUUUUCGCAUUACCUCGUCUAAGGUUCACCCCCCCCCCCCCCCCCCCCCCCCCAACGCUUGCCUUGCAACAAAACGUUUACCAGAAAAAACAAUGGUGGCUAAAUUUACUCAAGCCAGUGUGGACAGAUUUUCACGUUGAUUAUGAGAAAAACGGAACAAACAAGAAACAAUUGUCCCUUUUUUCAUAGCUGAGAUUACGUUUGUUUACCUGCCGCUGCGGUAGCCAAAGAAACGUCUCCCUUGCCUUUCAGCACGCAAGCUGUACAUGUUUUAGCAAAAUGCGUUUAGAUUUCAAUUUGCGCCGCUUUUGCUUCUGUACUACUUGAUACUACGUUCCCCAUCUCAUUUGCACUAUUACAAAUCUAAUGGUUGAUGAAACAGGCUCCCAGUUUGUGAUUCGGAACCAGAUAAUCUAAUUGAGACUCCUUUCCCUUGCUUUCUUAAAUACACAAAAAUAAUACAGUAUUCGAAUCCUAUUCAAAUAGCUGGAUUCUGUCACAAACCUCGCUAAAUAUUUUCUCAGAAUUUAUUUUUAUUCUAACAUUGUAGAAAAUACUCACUGCUGGUCCAGUUGUACUCACUUUAUUUUUUUGUAUCUGUUUGAGACAUCCUGUUAAGAGGUGUGCGUCUUGGCAUCCUCUUGAAACCGCAGCCUCUGGAAAGGUCUGAACGCGGUUUGCUAGGCGACAUUGCUUCAUUACUCCUCAUAGCUGGAAGCUACAGCUUUGCAUGAGAUUGCAAGUGACUAAAACGGAGCUUCUGUUCGUGUUGAAUGUAUUUCACAGUUGUUGAGCUCCAGUCCUUGACGGCCGCAAUCUUUUUGACGUUUCCGUCCUCCACCAGAUUGAAUUGAAGUGAUCAGGAUAGCUAUCAGGCUGCCGCAGAGCUCGCCAAAGUGUUGGAAGAAGGAAACACUGAAAACAAACAGGAUAGCGGCCCUCUCGGAUCGGAGUGCGGCAGCUAUGCUUUACUCAUUAUGAGCACGUUGGUUUUUUGACCUUUUUGAAAAACCACAUUCCCAAUUUAGUUUGACUCCCAUCUUCAUUGACCAGGAAAAAACGAAUGGAGGCAUUUUCUUUUAAACAGAGCUGGAAAUGCAAAUGCAGUGUGGCGCGUUUAGCUCACAAUUCGGCAACAGACCUGACAGAACGUCACUACCUACUCUCAAUAACCUACUGUUAGUGUUCUUGGUGGACUAAACGGACGAAAAGUGAGUUAAUGGUUUGACCAAUAGUAAAGAUAUGGUCCGAAAGUUUUUUGUUUUGUAGUUUGCCAACACUUAUUGACAGGGGAUUGUAAAUUUGAGUAAUUAUUAUUUGAUUUAACAAGAAACUGUAUAUAUCCUGUAAUGUUUAGUGAAUCCCCUUACAUUUGUAUUAAUCCCCAUUUUGGAGCUGUUACACGUUUUCUUGUCUUCCUAUUUUACUGUACUCUUACGUGACCAUCAUUGCGCAGCGCGGAAUGAUCCUGUGUAUUUCGUUUGUAUUGCGUGAGGCAUAUUUGUAUGUAGCGUGGAAGUUCCCGAUUCUUUUCCCAUCCAAUUGAUCUUUUCUAUCCCUUGAUUCCUUUCCCCACCGUUAAGAGAUGGUGCACGUGCAGGAACACAUCAGUCUUUUGCAUGCAGAGCUCGGCCAAGAUUCACAUGUCUGCGAGACCAGUUAAGAGUCUGACAUUUCUGUGCAUAAAUACAUUGGGCUGGAGGGAGGGAUUACCACCGACUUUGACUUGUUUGACACAAGCGGAUUUUUCACUCGCAUAUGUGCGGUAUCAGCCCGUUGGUAUUUAAUUCCUUUAUUUAGACAGAAUGUAUCACAAAGACUUUUUACAAAAACCUACCGUGUCACGUAUCACCGCAUAGAUGAGGAAAAACGAUGCAUUUGUACACACGGUUACGUAUUUCUCUGGAAGAAAAUGCCAGUGUUUUAUAUUCAGUGUCUUCCAAAUAAACACAGAAAAAUAAAACGUAA
Hippocampus zosterae (dwarf seahorse) is the source of this 3278-nucleotide messenger RNA. Its product is annotated as transcription cofactor vestigial-like protein 4. Gene Ontology annotation, biological process: negative regulation of DNA-templated transcription. Lineage: Eukaryota; Metazoa; Chordata; Actinopteri; Syngnathiformes; Syngnathidae. Gene Ontology annotation, molecular function: transcription coactivator binding. The transcript has 6 exons. Bases 379 to 1209 code for a protein of 276 amino acids. The record is from RefSeq and is a predicted model, not a curated record.